AUAAACAAAGAGGCUACAAACAAAAUACUUAUCCCUACAAAUAAGUUAUUUAAAAAUUAAUUAUUUUACUUUUAAUAUAAAAUAAAAAUAACACUCUAAUUUCAAAAUAAUCAAAUAUAUAGCAGGGGCGACGGUUCAAGGUUGGGUGGCUGCACCACUGGUGGUUGGGGGUGGGUUGGUGAGAACAAUUGGACACCCAAAAUCCCACGUCUUGUCUUCUACCCACUUUUUGCUCUACCUAUUUAUUCAGCUUUUAUUUCUAAUAAAAGUUUUUCUUCCAACUAUACACUAAUCAAGAUUCCUCUUUUCUGAGAUCAGAUUUUUAUAUUUGGGAAAUGGAGUUCCUGGAAAGACCUGAUGCUCAGUUGAUUGUUGGAGUUGCUGUUGCUGUGGUUGCUGUUGGUGCUACAGCUUAUUUUUACUUGUCUUCCAAGAAGUCCAAAGUAUGUUUGAAUCCUGAAGAGUUCAAGGAAUUUAAGCUUGUUAAACGCACACAACUUAGCCAUAAUGUCGCGAAAUUCAGAUUUGAACUUCCAACACCAACUUCUGUAUUGGGGCUACCCAUUGGACAACACAUUAGUUGCAGGGGCAAAGAUAGUCAAGGUGAAGAGGUUAUUAAACCAUACACGCCAACUACUUUGGACUCGGACGUUGGAUAUUUUGAAUUAGUUAUAAAGAUGUAUCCCCAAGGAAGGAUGUCACAUCAUUUCCGGGAAAUGCGUGUGGGUGAUUAUUUGGCAGUAAAGGGACCUAAGGGCCGCUUUAGGUACCAACCUGGCCAAGUUAGAGCAUUUGGAAUGCUUGCAGGAGGCUCUGGCAUUACUCCGAUGUUUCAGGUUGCUAGAGCUAUUCUUGAAAAUCCUAACGACGCGACGAAGGUGCACCUGAUAUAUGCUAAUGUUACUGCUGAAGAUAUUCUUCUGAAGGAAGAGUUGGAGGGCCUUAGUGCUAACUAUCCUGACCGUUUCAAAGUUUAUUACGUCUUGAAUCAGCCUCCGGAAGAAUGGAGUGGUGGUGUUGGAUUUGUCUCCAAGGAAAUGAUCCAGGCUCACUGCCCAGCCCCGGCAAAUGACAUUAAGAUAUUGAGGUGCGGUCCACCACCGAUGAACAAGGCUAUGGCUGCUCAUCUCGAAGCCCUUGGAUAUUCACCGGAGAUGCAAUUCCAAUUCUAACUUCUUUUUCCCCGUUUUCAUUUGGUCCCUGCAUUAAAAUCAACCUCGAUUACAAGGGGUUACAUUUUAUAGUCCGGGAAAAGACAUUUACCAUUUUCAUUUUUCAGCGAAAGAGACUCAAAACCCAGCUUUCAAAUUUGAAUAACAUCCUCAUCCUUGAGUAAAAA
This is a messenger RNA of Capsicum annuum, 1339 nucleotides long. Its product is annotated as NADH--cytochrome b5 reductase 1. Gene Ontology annotation, biological process: electron transport chain. NCBI's taxonomy places the organism in Eukaryota, Viridiplantae, Streptophyta, Magnoliopsida, Solanales, Solanaceae. The record is from RefSeq and is a predicted model, not a curated record. Gene Ontology annotation, molecular function: cytochrome-b5 reductase activity, acting on NAD(P)H. Bases 336 to 1172 code for a protein of 278 amino acids. The transcript has 10 exons.